CAAUAUCACUUCAAAAUGGUUGAAAAAAAGUACACAAAGAUUUAUUUCCGACUCCUACCCACUGAAAAAAUGGCUUGGAAUUAUUUAAAAAUUUUAGAUGAUCAUAAAACAAUUUACAUCAGGUGUUUGCAAGAACUUAACAAAACAAAAGAGGCCGUUCCCACAUUUUGGACUUUUCACGCCGAUCAAGUCUUUUUCAAUCACACUCAAAAGGAGAUUUACGAUACCAUCACCCCCGACGUGCUAGACAAUCUUUCAAACGGACGAGAUGCUGUUAUUAUGGCAUAUGGCCAAACGGGGACUGGUAAAUCGUUAACAAUAAACGGCUUGCAAAACCCUUUUGAGAACAGAGGAAUCUUACCCCGAGUUAUAUCAGACCUAUUCCAAAAUUUAAACAAAGAGGCUUCAAAAAAUAUUAAAAUGUGCAUUCAGGCCUCUUACGUUGAAUUUUCGAGAACAAACAUUUACGAUUUGUUACAACCAUACCCAAAUUUGCUCAACUCCCUCAAAGAAAUAACAAAAGUCAAAAUACGGAGUGAGGAGGAAGCGUUAAAAAUAAUUUUUAGGGGCGAAGGCCGAAAAGUGUUUGCAGAAAGUGCCUCUUACCCUUCACAUUCUUCGAGCAGCAUCUUUACUUUCUAUAUUAAUAAGAAAAAUCUUGAAAUGCAAGAUAAUCCGAUCAGGAAGAGCAAGUUGCACAUUGUUGAUCUUGCGGGAGCUGAUACUGUUGGAAAUUUCAGCUGUUCUUUUAAAAAUCCUUACGAGAUUGGAUCAGCGAAUUUGGCCAAAACGCAAUUAGAGCAGUUUUUUCUAGUCCUGUGUUCGCAAAUUCCAGAACAGAUAAAACUAAGGCAGAAGAUAAACCCCAUGAUCCAGUAUUUGGGUGAUUCAUUAAAUAAUGCAAGCAUUUUGCGUCUUAUUGGACACAUUCGGGCCUCAAGAGAGGAUUUAUUGGUGACAAUCUCAAUGCUGAGGUUUGGUGAAAUAAUUGGUGGCCUGAAAUCGAUGAAAUGUGAGAUCAGUGUUAACAAAGAGGUCACGCAAGAAAGAGUUGAAAGCUUGGAAAGGGAAUUGAGGAGACUUAAACUUGAAAAUACGUACAAUUCAAUUUUGAUGCAUCAAGACUUGGCCAAAUCACUAAACGAAGAAAGAUUUGCCCAUAUUGAAAGAACGGUGAAUGAAUUUUUACAGAAUAAGAUUUCACAUCUGGCUUUGCUGAACGUUUGCGAUGUUAAUAUUGCUUUAGAAAUUUUGAAAAUGAUUUACAAAAAAUCUGAGGAAGAAAGGGGGAAGGAGCAAGUGAUGAUUGUGACAAAACACAGUGGCACCAGCAGUCAUAAAGCUCACUCGAAAUCGUCUCGUCUUUCGCACAAAACAUCAUCUACUGAGACACUCCCUAAAGAAAAGACCCGGUCUGGAUCCGCUGUUGCUGCUUUAAAAACUUCGAGUAAAUUGGGUUCGCUACGCGAAACAGGAUCAAAAACAAAAUCAAGGACCAGCAGUUCAAGUUUAGUAAAACGUCCAUCUACCAAUAAAAGAAAAUCGAGUUCGAGUGCUUCUCUCUACGACAAAAAUCGGGAGAAAUCAAAAUCGAAGCAAUCAUUUGAAUCGGUUCUCAUGCCCCAAAUUCCGCCCGAAUACCACGAAGCCUGGCAUGCGUACAUUACAGACAAAAAUGAUGAAUUCACCCGUUUUCAGCAUUUUUAUGAAAAAAAUGAAGCAGCCGCGAAGAAUAUGUACAAGACCUAUCUUAACGAUUUGGAUCGGUUAAGAGAAAUUUCGUCAAAUGUUGAGAAACACAAACACGACUUAUUCUUGGCCCGAAUGACUCGAGAGUUCCAACGCGCGAACAUCGACAAAGGCGAAACAAUCAGCGAAUUUGAAAAAUGCUCCACAAACCGGUUGCAAACAUUACAACAGGAGCAACUCGAAGUACAAGAAUCAGUAUUGAGGUCUCAGACAGAACUCAAAACUUACAUCAAUGCUUGCAAAGACAUUAAAAAGGAUGUGAGACGCCAUUUCGAUUUGUUUUGCAAAGAAAAAUAUAAUUUGGAGAUUUCUGGGUUGGAGCCUUGUGAACCCACCACUAUGGACAUUGUUGCAACCUUAGAUAAAGAAAAAGAAAAAAUUGUAAAGGAAGUGCAGCCGGAAGAUACCCAUGAAAUGAAUGAAAUAAAGCGAUUUGAACGUUUUAAAAAUUUGAUCGAGUAUGAGAAGAGGAGAAAAAGGUUGUAUCAAAUAAAACACAGGGAAUGGGUGAUAUAUUAAAAGAAUGUGCAAUAAAAUA
Molecule: messenger RNA, 2287 nt
Organism: Tribolium madens (black flour beetle)
Lineage: Eukaryota; Metazoa; Arthropoda; Insecta; Coleoptera; Tenebrionidae
Product: kinesin-like protein KIF9
Exons: 10
Coding region: 16-2268 (750 amino acids)
Biological process (GO): microtubule-based movement
Cellular component (GO): kinesin complex; microtubule
Molecular function (GO): ATP hydrolysis activity; microtubule binding; microtubule motor activity
Source: RefSeq, a predicted model, not a curated record